GCGAGCUCCUAUAUCAUCAUGUGUUCCUGGUAGCAAAGUCGUAAAAUCCCUGUUAAAAUGGAGUGUUUCGGGCCGUUCCAACGGCAACAUUCGUGUUCUGUCCCCGUGACGUGAGGCGCAACGCAUAAACAAUCCCGAUCGCAUUCGAGGACGAUCUUAUUAGCGCAAGCUGCAAGAGCGACAUGUCAGAAACAACCACCCUAUCGAAGCGGAAUCCAAGCUCGCGACCCGCGGCCGUCACCCGGGCGGAUACCAAGCUACCCCGAUGCGUGCAACGUAGAUUGCCGUGCGCCCCGGUGCCCGUACGAUGCCAUCCACGGCCAAGUCCGUACCGUGUCACCGAUCAUCGCGUCGUACCGAAGAGACCCUACAGAUUAGCGGUCGGGUUGUCGGCGACUACUAAGAUCAGUCGCGUGAUCUCGACGCCGAUUUCCAAGAACGGCUCCGACCGAUGUCCACCUGGCUUCCUGGCCAUAGGCACUCCUCGCUGCAAGAAGAGCCUGUCAAUGAUGGACCUUUCCCUGCCCAGCGUCGAUGCCGGCGAGCUCAAGUCGGAAAGUGGUUCCUCUGUCAAUCGUCUCAACGAGAUUGCCGACAGACCCAAAGAGAUCUUGAUGAAUGGUGGAAAUGCCUACUGCAGUGGCAGAUCUUGGACGGAUGCUACGCCAUCCAUGGAAUCCGAACAAGGCGACGUAGUCGCUCCAACAGAAGAUCCGACUGUCAAAGCAGCGAAUGUAGUAUGUCACAUGUUAGUGCUUAACGCUUGGCGACGUAGACGCACUGAGAUCGCGCAGUUGGAGCAACAGGUGGAACAUCUGCAUCUGCAGAUUGAGUUCCUACGUCGAUUGUUACUCGCCGAGAACGAUCGGGUUGGCAGAUUGAACAGCGAGCUGCAUCGUGAGAAAUCACAGCUGGAAGAGGCGGUGCGCGAACGUGAAGCCAUCAAAUCGGAAAAAGAAAAGCUGGAGGUCGAACUAAAGCGCGCUGAGGAAGUCUCGCAGGAGCGAUUAGUUGCUGUUGGAAACUUGAAGAACGAACUUUUGACCGUUCAGGAUCAAUUAAAGGCACUUGACGCUCAAAUGGCGAAGGAUCGGGAGAAACUUUUGAAGUUACGAGAGGACAAGAGAAUUCUUCUAGAUAAGGUAUCUGCCAGCGAAGUAGUAGCGGCAGCGCGUGGCGCCAGAGCAGAAAAAGCAGAAUCUGCUGUUAAAGAAAUACAGAUGCAAUUAGCUGCACAGGUAACUGUCGCCGAGUCCACGCAGGAGCAGCUGCAACGCACUUCCAGAGAACUGCAUGCCGCCGAGACGGAGAAACAGAGAUUGGAGAACCGAUUGAGAGCCAGCGAAGAUAACGUGAAGAUUUUGAGCUUACGCACGGUUUCUUUAGAGAAUCAGCUGGCCGAUCGAGAAGCAGAGCUCCGCUGCAUCGAAACGGAAUAUAAUUCACAAAUGCUGGAAUUGAGCGAACUGAGAGAGCGUUUACUGCGGCAAGAGGGUGGCUGGAGCAGUCGGAUGCUGCAGAUUGCCGGCAGCAUCAUGCGCGCAUCGAUCUUACGGACUUUCACGUUUCUGUCCAGCGCCACUCUGCCACUGCCGCCAUAAGAAGUUUAAGGGUGACCGCAACUUCCUGAGAGUGUAAGUUAAUUUUUGCCGGAGGAAGUGUAUUGAUAAGUCGAUUCAGACGCCUCCGGCCGCGAAGAGGAGAAUCCUACGAUCAAUGUUCGAAGGCGGGAAAACGGCGAGGACAGACGGCACGCGCGACAGCCGAGAAAUUGACAAGCAUUAACUUUCUUUCGAUUAAACUAUAUAGCAAUCAAUUUUUUUAUUAAUAUUUAAUUUUUGAGUAGUAGAUUUUAUAUAUAUACUGUGGAUAAAAAACGAGCAAUUUUAUUGCGCCAU
Molecule: messenger RNA, 1898 nt
Organism: Linepithema humile (Argentine ant)
Lineage: Eukaryota; Metazoa; Arthropoda; Insecta; Hymenoptera; Formicidae
Product: tropomyosin
Source: RefSeq, a predicted model, not a curated record